GGCGAACAAGCUGGAUUUUUCUAAAUCCAGGCAUAAAGAUAUUUCUAGCUGUGUUUCCUGCCAUGCCUCUAAGCAGGCCAAGCCAGACAUUUGCCAGAACCUGUAAGAUGUCAGAAUGGUUAGAAACCCUUCAGCAGCUCGUAGGUUGGAAUCAAAAGUAGGCUAUGAUGUAAACAAACCUCUGCCCUCACCGUCGGGGUUUAUGGGAGGGAAACGCUACACCGCCCUGUUUGAUUGCACGGCUCGCACUGCAGAUGAUCUGACCUUUAGCACCCGGGAUAUUCUGGAGGUCAUCGACUACACCACCGAGGAAUGGUGGAUCGAAAGAACCAUGUCUACCAGUGCAAAGGGAUGCAUUCCUUCUAACUAUUUGGCGCCUGUAGAGAGGGUUGAUCCUGAACCAUGGUAUUUACCAGAGAUUAAGCGGCGGGAUGCAGAGAGGUUGCUGUUGUCUGAGGGCAAUAAGCAAGGUGCAUUCCUCAUUAGAAACUCUGAAUCUUUCAAAGGAGAGCUCUCUCUCUCAGUUUUGCACCGAGGGAGGGUAAAACAUUACAAGCUCCAGAAACAGGAUGAUAACUACUUCCUUUCUAGGAACAAGUCCUUCCCAACAUUGAAGGCGUUUGUGGAAUAUUACUCCAGACAGUCUGAUGUGCUGUGUGUCUGUCUGGGGGAGCCGUGCAGAAAGAUGGAGGAUCCACAGACCUAUGGUCUGGCCUACAACACAGCGGAUCCGUGGGAGAUUGAUCGCAGUUCUAUCAAACUACUAAGGAAAAUUAUAGACGGACUGUUCGAUGAGGUCUUUGAGGGGGUGCUGAAUGGUACUACACCAGUCGCAGUGAAGACACGAAAACCUGGUACAAUGGAUGCUGCAGAAUUCCUGGCAGAGGCUCAGCUAAUGAAGAAGCUGCGGCACCCUAAGCUGAUUCAGCUGUAUGCUGUGUGCACCUUAGAGGAACCAGUGUACAUAAUCACAGAGUUGAUGACGAAUGGAUGCCUGUUGGAAUACCUCAGAAAGGACAAAGGGGCCUCUCUCUGUAUCACACACCAGAUUGAAAUGGCCGCCCAGGUGGCAUCAGGCAUGGCUUACUUGGAGCAACAGAACUACAUCCACAGAGACCUGGCUGCCAGGAACGUACUGGUGGGAGAAAAUAACGUCUGCAAAGUGGCUAAUUUUGGAUUGGCAGAAUUUUUAAGGAAAAAUGAGAAUGUUUACGAGGCCGAGGAGGGGACUAAAUUUCCUGUGAAGUGGACCGCUCCAGAAGCUAUCCACGAUAACAAGUUCAGCAUCAAAUCAGAUGUUUGGUCCUUUGGAAUCUUACUCUAUGAGAUCAUGACAUUUGGUCAGAUGCCUUAUCCAAACAUGAAAAACAUGCAGGCGGUGACUUGGAUCAGUAAAGGUAACAGGAUGUCCUGUCCAGCGAACUGCCCGAAACCACUGCACAACAUCAUGUUGGACUGUUGGAAGGAAAAAGAACAGGAGCGCCCAACAUUUGAGACGCUGCAGUGGCAACUGGAGGAAUACUUUGACAUGGAGGAUGAGAACCCUUAUUCUACUUCUCUCUACUAAAGCAAAUACUCGCUUCUUUGCUCUAAUAGCAAUGGAUGACGGAUAUGAAAGUGAAACUUUGUGAAUAAUACUCACUUGAUUUAGCAAUAAUAGCCACAUUACUGAAAGCCCCACCUGGUGGGGAUGUUAGGAUAUUAAAAUUGAAAGCUCUGUUCAAGGAUAAAUACCCAACACUUUCAAUACCAUGGUAAUUAUUUUCUCUUUAUGGAAAAUUUGUUUAUUUGUCUGGUUGAGAACGACGAAAUAUGAUUUCCAAUAUGAAAAACAUAAUUUCAAUCUUAAUAAUUAAAGUAAUAGAUAAUCAAUUUAAAAAAAUAAGUAGAUCUAGAUCUUUGGCUGAUCAAAACUGUCAGUAAAAAGUCAAAGGUGAAUAACUCUAGAGGGUUUAUUGUAGGUAAAAAACUAUGAAGGUGUUACAGAAAAAAAGCAUUAAUUUAUUUAAUCCAGUUAAAGAAAUGAGAUCUAUGGUAAUCAUUCGGUUAGCACUUCAUUUGUCUUUGCAAAGAAGAGAACAAGAGAAUCAUACCAGCUUUCCCAGUUCAAUGUUCUCACCUUUUCUGGUCUUACAAUGUUUUUCUAAGUGAAUUCAAAAGCCUCGGUUACGCUUUGGCCUGCUUUGCUUCAUCCGGCCCAGGGUAUCUGCAUCUCUACAGGGUUCAAUUAUAUAUCAAGACUAUGACAUUGGGAUUCUAUAGACUUACAAAGGUUCUUGUCCCAAAACACCCUGCACUAAAAUCCCCUAGAAACAGCUAAGAGGAAAACACUGGACUAUUCUGAAGUGGUGGGCCCUUACCUAAAUCCCACUGAUAAACUUUGAAAGGAGUUAAAUCGUGCCAUCUGGAAAAGUCAGCCUUCAAACAUGGGACAACUGUUCAUGAGGAAUGGACCAAAAUACCUGCAGAGAGCAGCAGAAGUCUCAUUGACAGUUACAGGAAACGAUUGAUUGCCGCAAAGUUAGAGCAUUAAAGUAUUCGGUUAAGGGUGCCAUCAUUUUGGUCCAGGCCUGUAUCACAAGUGUGUUUUUUCAAAUCAUUCUUUUGAUGUAUGGUUGAAGAACAACUUCUUAGUCUAAUUUCUUCCUUUUUAUAGAUUUUUUAAAAACAUUUUUUUUUAUCUAUUAACACUUUUUUUAGAUUCAAGUUAUUUCUGUGCCCAUUGUGGUUUCAUGAAAGGUGGGGUACCAAAAGUUUUGUCCACAUGUGUAUAUACUUUUGAAAAUGUUUGUAAAUGGGAAAAUUAAAAGAAAUGUGUUUCCAAAUGUCACCAAGGUUACCUGGUUAUGUAUAACCAGUGAAUUCCACUCCCCUGAUCACUGGUCUUGGAUGUGCUGAAAUAUGUUCAGUAUUGAAGAGACGAUCUGCCUUGACCACCUCCAUCCAUGUUCAUCUCAUGUGUGAAAAAAAAUGGAGUUCAGUAUGCAAAACCCCAAUGUAAAAAAAAAAGGAGGGAAAUCUGGGUGCACUGUAAGUAGUUGCCAUUCAAAAUUAUGAAUACUUCCACCAUAAUGAACUUUUUGAAGAGUUUCAGUCUGGCUUUAGAGCUCAUCAUAGCACUGAAACAGCUCUGGUGAAAGUCACUAAUGAUAUUCUCAUGGCCUCAGAUAAUGGACUUGGAUCUUUGCUCGACCUGUUGGAUCUCAGUGCUGCAUUUGAUACAGUUAAUCAUAAUAUUCUUAUAAAAACAUUUUGUGGGAAUUAAAGUUAGCAGCAUU
This is a messenger RNA of Cyprinodon tularosa, 3278 nucleotides long. Its product is annotated as tyrosine-protein kinase SRK2-like. The coding region runs from base 116 to 1567 and encodes 483 amino acids. Lineage: Eukaryota; Metazoa; Chordata; Actinopteri; Cyprinodontiformes; Cyprinodontidae. Gene Ontology annotation, biological process: innate immune response; cell differentiation; cell surface receptor protein tyrosine kinase signaling pathway. Gene Ontology annotation, cellular component: extrinsic component of cytoplasmic side of plasma membrane. Gene Ontology annotation, molecular function: ATP binding; non-membrane spanning protein tyrosine kinase activity; signaling receptor binding. The transcript is spliced from 8 exons. The record is from RefSeq and is a predicted model, not a curated record.